Sphaeramia orbicularis (orbiculate cardinalfish) is the source of this 1679-nucleotide messenger RNA. It is a transcript of the gene uox, whose product is annotated as urate oxidase. Gene Ontology annotation, cellular component: peroxisome. Lineage: Eukaryota; Metazoa; Chordata; Actinopteri; Kurtiformes; Apogonidae. The record is from RefSeq and is a predicted model, not a curated record. Gene Ontology annotation, molecular function: urate oxidase activity. Bases 36 to 935 code for a protein of 299 amino acids. Gene Ontology annotation, biological process: urate catabolic process; purine nucleobase catabolic process. The transcript has 8 exons.
GACGGACAGACAGCAGGUAAAGGAAAGAAGAAACCAUGGCAGCUGCCUCAGACCAGAAUGUGGAGUUUGUACGGACAGGAUAUGGGAAGAACAUGGUGAAGGUGCUGUUCAUCAGGAGACAGGGAAGCCACCAUGAUAUCAUCGAGCUGAUGGCAAACGUGGAGCUCACACUCAAAUCACGUAAGGACUAUUUAACUGGAGACAACAGUGACAUCAUCCCCACGGACACUAUCAAGAACACUGUGCAUGCCCUGGCCAAAAUCAAAGGGGUAAAGAGCAUUGAGCAGUUUUCACUGGAUAUCUGUCAUCACUUCCUGACCUCUUUUAACCAUGUGCUGAGGGUCAAGGUUCACAUGGAGGAGGCUCCAUGGAGGAGGCUAGAGAAGAAUGGUGUUCAACAUGUUCAUGCAUUUAUCUUCAGCCCUGAGUCUUGUCGUUUUUGUGAUGUUGAGCAGAAUCUCAAUGGUGUCCCGGUUGUUCACGGUGGCCUGAAGAACAUGAAGGUGCUGAAAACCACUCAGUCUGGUUUUGAGGGUUUCUUAAGGGACCGAUUCACAACCCUCCAAGAGACCAAGGACAGGUGUUUCUGUACCUCUGUCUACUCCAGGUGGCGCUACAACAAAGUUCAGGAUGUCAACUUUGAUGCUGCAUGGAACUGCGUUAAGAACACAAUUAUUGAAAAGUUUGCGGGUCCUUAUGACCGUGGAGUGUACUCACCUUCUGUGCAGAAGACACUGUAUGAAUCUCAGGUUCUGGUCCUGAAUAGAGUCCCAGAGGUGGAUGAAAUUGAGAUUGUGAUGCCGAACCAGCAUUACUUCACCAUAGACAUGACAAAAAUGGGUCUGAGCAACAAAGAUGAAGUUCUUCUUCCCCUGGAUAACCCAUCUGGAAACAUCACUGGGACAGUGCGCCGCAAGCAACAAGCCAAGUUGUAAAGGAUUUUACAGUUUGUGAUAAUACUACCACUGUGAUGUGCAGAUGAAAGGAACAGAGCAUUUGGUCCAGUCGGGUUCAUAGUGUCUGCUGAAGAUAUAAAGAUUUCCUUUUCUUUUUUGUCAGACAGAUAAACAGAAGUUGAUUUUUACCUUGACAUCUUUUGUCUACAACCUGUAGCGCUCCUCAGAAGGGUCACUUGAUGUUACUGUGAUGGGUCUUGCACCAAUACAAUGCAACAUUAGCUUUUGGAAAAGACAUGUAGAUGACAUACUAUGGAAAAUAGGAAAAGGACAGACAGCCACACCCACUGAGCACCUGAACCAGAAGAGGAAACAUCAAACAUCACAGGAAACAUCAAAUUCACACACAAAGAACAAAUAAACAAAUCCAUAUCAUUCCUGGACUUGAAAAUCACACACAAGGAUGACAGCAGCAUUAGCAUCAAAAAAUAUAGGAAACCCACACACAGAUCAAUACAACAGGGGGCAUAGUCGUCCUCUGUUGUCUGGCAUUCCUGGAUAAAACAGCUGACAAGACACGUCACAGUAACAUCAAGUGACCCUUCUGAGGAAGGCUACAGGCUGUAGCUGAAACAUGUAAAGGUAAAAAAAUCAACCUUUGUUUGUCUGACAAAAAAGAAAAGGAAAUCUUUAGAACAGAUCAUUUAUUUGACAUUUGUAACUGACAUAUGCAACCUCUGAAACCGUUAUUAGUCCAGUGUGACCUGGUGUUGAAAGGCCUGU